Messenger RNA from Musca vetustissima, 909 nucleotides. RefSeq names its product organic solute transporter alpha-like protein. The record is from RefSeq and is a predicted model, not a curated record. The transcript has 5 exons. NCBI's taxonomy places the organism in Eukaryota, Metazoa, Arthropoda, Insecta, Diptera, Muscidae. Gene Ontology annotation, biological process: transport. The coding region runs from base 1 to 909 and encodes 302 amino acids. Gene Ontology annotation, molecular function: transporter activity.
AUGGAUGUGACACCUAUGGGAAGUAACGCUUCCGCCGAAGAAGCUAAACAAAAUAUUUUCAUCCAUCCGAGUUUAGCUGACUAUUAUCAGAAUCUAACGCCAUUUAUAACGCUGUCGAUGUUUGUCGGCUCGCUGUUACUGCUACUGAAUGUAGCUAUUUUUUCCUAUACUGUUUCCAAGAUUCGCAGCAGCGGUGAUUCCUUCAUCCGUGUUCCAUCCAUAGUAUUGUGUUCUCUAUACCCCAUAAUAUGUGGCGCUGCUUUCACCACCAUUAUGCUGCCAAAGGUUUGGCUUAUAUGCCACACAGUUAUGCAUAUCUGCUUUACUAUUGGGGCGGUCGUGUUUCGUCAGUUGUGCUUCCGUUACGUGGGUUCUGAACUCAACUAUGCGAAAGAAAACGAUGGUUCAGAGAUCUCAAUAAAUACGCCUCCGUGCUGCUGUUGCUGUCUAUGCUUGCCGGCUCUAACGCCCUCAAAAGCUAAGCUAUGCCUGCUGCGAUACAUGGUCUGGCAGAUGCCCGUUUUUCAGGGCUGCAUAAUGUUGGUCUUAAACAUAAUCUACUAUAGAGAACAGGAACUCUAUCGUAGUGUUAGCAUAUACUUCAUACCAUUUCUGGUCUGUUCCAUCCUCAUCGGCAUAUGGGCACUGAACAUUGUGGUGCGUAUGGUGAACUCCAUUCAUUCCGAAUAUGGGCUAACUAAAAAAAUGUUUUGUUUGCAACUAAUCCUUCUGCUGUGCAAACUUCAGUACAUGCUGCUGGACACUCAAUUGAAUAACAUCGAGCUGGGCGGUUAUUAUCCCAUCAACCACACUAUUUACAAACAAACGAUCAUAAAUCUAUUGAUUUUGGUGGAAAUGGUGUUGGUGUCGCUUUUGGUGCAAAAUGCCUAUAAACUGUCGCCAAUCUAG